GACAACAUGGCAGGCGCCGAGUUGCGGGCGGCGCUGGAGCAGCGGCUCGCCGCCCUGGCCAUCCGCACAGAGGUCGUGGAGCACCCGGAGGUGUUUACAGUUGAAGAAAUGAUGCCUCAUAUCCAGCAUUUGAAAGGAGCACACAGUAAGAACUUAUUUCUUAAGGACAAAAAGAAAAAAGGCUAUUGGCUGGUGACAGUUCUUCAUGAUAGACAAAUUAAUUUAAAUGAUCUCGCCAAGCAGUUAGGUGUUGGGAGUGGAAACCUGCGGUUUGCCGAUGAAGCAGCCAUGCUAGAAAAACUGAAAGUUGGCCAAGGUUGUGCCACCCCGUUGGCACUCUUCUGUGAUGAUGGAGAUGUGAAGUUUGUUCUGGAUUCUGCCUUUUUGGAAGGUGGACAUGAAAAGGUGUACUUUCAUCCAAUGACCAAUACUGCAACCAUGGGAUUGAGCCCUGAAGACUUUCUCACAUUUGUGAAGAACACAGGACAUGAUCCCAUAAUACUAAACUUUGAUAAAAACUAACUGGGCUAAAGUUCAGAGUAUUUAUUUCUGAAAGCUGUUUUUCUUACUUGUAAUUAUAAGAAGCAUUAAAAGUGGGAAGAUAUAUCUAGCACUCGGUUUGGUGACUACCUGAACUAUUGAAAAACUAUCUCAUCUUAAAGUUUUUCUUUUUUUAAAUAUAUUGAGGUAGCUUUAGUCAGGCCAGAGGUUCCACCCUCCCCAUCCCCAUGAUUACUUGUUACAAGAAUGCCUUCCUUAACAUCAGGAGUUCCCUGGUUGCCCUGUGGUUAGGAAUCCAGGCUUUCACUGCCUGGCUCAGGUUCAGUGCCUAGUCACAGGAACUGAGAUUCCCACACGCAGCAGG
Messenger RNA from Budorcas taxicolor (takin), 865 nucleotides. RefSeq names its product prolyl-tRNA synthetase associated domain-containing protein 1. Bases 7 to 522 code for a protein of 171 amino acids. The record is from RefSeq and is a predicted model, not a curated record. Lineage: Eukaryota; Metazoa; Chordata; Mammalia; Artiodactyla; Bovidae. Gene Ontology annotation, molecular function: aminoacyl-tRNA deacylase activity. The transcript is spliced from 2 exons.